Messenger RNA from Euleptes europaea (tarantolino), 1065 nucleotides. Its product is annotated as CD209 antigen-like protein A. The transcript is spliced from 9 exons. The record is from RefSeq and is a predicted model, not a curated record. The coding region runs from base 1 to 1065 and encodes 354 amino acids. Lineage: Eukaryota; Metazoa; Chordata; Lepidosauria; Squamata; Sphaerodactylidae.
AUGAAGGGAUCUUUGAAUCCACUUGAAGGAAACCUAGAAAGCGGACCCAGGAAUUCUGCUGUUGGUCAAACAAUGAUGUUCCUCAGUGGAUGCUCGGGGAUGAGGGGCUGUCGUGUGGAAACUAAAUGGUCCUUGAAAGUGCUCCUUCAUCGAUGCAAGAGAGCCAUGAAGAGCCUUGCUGAUGGAAAAGAUUCAGAGAUCACCAUGAAAGAUAUUGCCAUCAUUGUUACCUUGGCUGUGCUGUUGCUGAUCUCCAUUGGCUUCAAUAUUUAUCUGGCUGCCAAGCGCCAACAUUUAGAAACUGAUCUGAGCAGUUUGUGCCCCCAUGGCUGGGUCAGGAGCCAAAGCAGGUGCUACCAUUUCUCCGCUACCCAAGAGGCCUGGGACGUUGGUCAAGAUCACUGCUUUUCUUACAGAGGCUCCCUGGUGGUGAUGGACACUCCACAGGAAAGGGAUUUUGUAAUGAGCUCACAAGGCGUGGCUGGUUAUUGGAUCGGCCUCUGGAGAGAGGGAGUUGGACAGCCCUGGAAACAGCCCAACGGGUCCCUCUUUAGCAAUUGGUUUCCAAUAGGUGGAGAAGGUUGUUGCGCCUACCUGAAUGACGAAGAGGUCAGCUCUAAGCAGUGCGUCAACAGGCAACGGUGGAUCUGCAGCAAACCAUUCCGGAAAUGGGGGUGUCGCGUGACGCGCAUGCGCACGGAGGGCGGCGGGCCCCGAAGCCCUCAGGGCGGUGAGGAGGAGGAGGAGGAAGAUGGCGGCGGGGUGCGGGGCGGGGUGCUGCGGCUGUUGCUGCGGGGAGAGGGACAGCCGCACCCCGGAGGAGCUGGUAAGGCGGGCGGGAAGCCGACGGGGACCAUCCUUGGAGAAACUCAAGAUGAAGAUGAUGAGAUUCUCCCACGUAAAGACUACGAGGGUUACCUGUUCUCUGACUGCUUCCCGCAGAGCAUGCUCAGAGGUCAGCGGAAGGCCGAACGCCUUGCCAAGAAGUCCCAAGAAGUUAGUGGCACGCAGUUUGAUGGUUGCUUAUAUGCAGAGAGCCAGCCUCGAUCGUAUGUGGCUCUGUGA